AUGAUAGAUUUCGAAGCUGAAAUAGGUGAAGCUUCUUCUUUAAACAAAAAGAAUUAUGGCCGAAAAGAAGAAAAACCGAUACUAAAUGCAAUUUUUGAGUUUUUCUCUAUUCUAUACUAUCAAAAGAGCUAUUUAGGUUUGACUUUGCCACAACAAAAAGUCAAAAUAGCAAUUGAAGUCUCUUUAUGGUGCCUUCAAAUGACUAGUUUACUAUGAAUUCCAAACCUCCAAAUUGAAGAUUGAAAAGAAAAUAUGAUUAUGUGAAGAAUUAUUGGAUAUUUAAAAAUAGACAAUACUUGUUCAGCUCUUGGAAUUGCUGAUACAUGUUUAUAUAUCUUAAUGGCAUGCGUUUUCGCUGUUUUUUUUGGUAUGUUUGCUUUAGUUUUAGUUCUUUAUUAUUCUAUUAGCUUGCCAGCAAUUAUAUUUAGCGUAUUCAAAAGAUUAAUCUGUAUAUGGCUAAAUAUUCUGUAUAUACCUUCUUUGGAGUUAUUCACGAUAUUUCUUAAGUACAAUUUUUCACAGCAAAAAAAUGUUUUGGAAUAUGAAGAAAAUGAUAAUUCAGCGAAUUUUAAAAUAUCAAGUCCUAUACAAGCAUUAAGCUUUAUUGCCAUUAUAGUGAAUUUCUUGAUAUUUUUUUUGUAUUCUAUGCUUUCAGGUGAAAUUCGCCAUUGUACAGCAAAAAGUAUAGUAAAAGCCAAAGCACAUUCAAAAAUUGAGAUUCAUGCAGCAAUCUUUACAUUCGCUUUUCCGAUUUUGUAUUCGAUAUUUGCUGAUAAUUAUAUAAUACAUUUGCAGAUUUUAGCGCUUAUAAGCUCAGCAUUUUUAUUAGCUGAGACUAUUACAUUUUUGCCUUAUUUUUCAGAAUAUUGCAGCAUUUUAGUAAUUAUUCGGUUUUUUACAGUCACUUUAAUGUCUUUUCUUUUUAUAUUUGGCUAUUGCGUUGACAAUUCUCUAUUUAUUACUUUAUUUGCAAUUAUUUUAUUCCCUAUUUCUAUCGUUUUUAUCAUUAUUUAUGCUUUAAAAUUGCAAAGAAAAUUAAGCAAAAAUAUCCCAGAUAAUAUAUCAGGAAUAAAGAGCCAAUAUAAUUUAGAAAAAUCCCUCAGAUAUGCGUUAUGCUCAGGAAAUGUCGAAAAUAAGAAUGAAAUUAUUAGAAUUUUCGAAAAUUUUUUUAUGUCUAAGAGCUUGGAUAGAGAUAAGCUUCAAGUUAUAUGAGUAACAAACUAUUGUUUAUUUACUUUAAAAAAUGAAGCUUUAGCAAAAAUAAAAUUAUCAAAAAUUAAAUAUACUUCAGGCUGAAACUUAGAAGAAAAAUAUCAAGAAUAUUUGUGCAAUAAAAUUAUCAUGGAAUCAGACUCAAAUGAAAGUGUAUCAUAUGAGAAUUAUUAUCAUAAAAUCCAUCAAAUAAAACAGCAAGAUAGAAAACUCUGCAUCAAUUUAUCAGUUUUUUGGGAAGAAGUUACUUGCAAAAAACCAUCAUUUUCUAAAUUAAUCAAAUCGCUGAAUUCUAUUAAUGAUGGAAUUACUUUUUUGAAUACCGAAUAUAAACAGCUCACCACAAAAUACGAUAAUUCUAGAGAUGCCUUACUCUCCCCCCCUCCGUGAGUGAACAAAACCAUUAGAAAAAAUCCCUAUUUUUUGCCCAAAAAAAACACCCUCCGUAAGUGAACAAAAAUUGUUUUAAUAGAAAAAUUUUUAUGGAAAAAUUUUAUAUAUAAGUGAUAGUUAGACAAUGAAAUCUCGAGCUAAUUCUGUUUAAUUUCAAACAAAUUGCGUUUUAAAACAUAAACUUUAUAAAUUAAAUUAAUAUUUGCUUUCCAAUUUUUGCAAGUUAGGAUUUUUUUUUAAAAUUUUUAAAAAAUAUUUUUUCUAUAAAAUUUAUAUAUAAAAUUUUUUAAAAAAAAAAAUAACCCCCUCCUUGGGUGAACAAAUUUUUUUGUUCACUCACGGAGGUGGGGGAGUUAGGACUGUAUUUUUUAUAUAUGAGGAAUAUUUUGCAUGAUUAUGACAACUCUGAUAAACUCAAUUACAAGCUCAGAUUUUUUGACCGAAUUUUUUCCAGCAUAACAAAUGAAGCCCAGAAUUUAAGCUGUUUUAAUUCGAAUAACGGAAUUUUGCUAAUUUCUAAUGAAGAAAAAAAUUUUGGGGAAAUUCUUUUCGCAAGCUCAAGAGCUGCAGAAAUUUUUAAACUUUCGACACAUGGAAUUGUGGGGAAUAAUAUAAAUCAUUUCAUCCCAGAACCUUAUAACCAAAAAACAGUUGAUACUAUGAGCGAAAUGGUUCAUUUUAGCUCAAUAACAGAGAUAUACUUUAAUGAUGGCUGCUUCUUUAUUACUCCGAGGAAUUUCUUAUUAGAGUGCAUUGGGAAAGCAUCAAUAACUUCGAUUAAUAAUGUCAUUGCGACUAUACUUGUAUUCAGAUUAAAUAAAUCAACUCAUCAAGUCGCUUUAAUAUCUGAAGAUGGAGAAAUUUAUAGCUAUACUGAAGAUUUUCCUAGUCUUAUAGGGCAUGAUAAUUUAGUAGGAGCUAAUAUAAAAUCUUUAUUUCCGGAUUUAUACAAUUUUAUAUAUAAAACUAUUUUGUUUUAAAAAAAUAGAUUGAUAUUUUGAAAAAUAAAUGGAAGCAUUUUUAAUGUAAAAAUGUAUAGAAGAAAUAAAUUUUCAGCCGCUAGUUCCUUACAAUUUAUCUGGUUUUAAAAAUGAAAUGAUUUUAGUUAUGUGCUAUACAGAGUUUUAUAAUAUUAAAAUCCCUUAUGUGCUAUUGAUAAAUGAUCCUGAUGAAAUUCUUAAAUGAAAAGAUGAAAAAUGGAGGCAACAAGACAAUCUUCAAGAAGAAAACUUUGUAAGGCCUAUACCAUAAUAAAUAUGCGAUUUAGCCAGGGCAUUGCCUCCUGGCAAUGCAACCUCAAGAGCAUAUUUAGUUAUAUUCGGCAAGGUUUUAGUAACCCAGAAAUUGACAGCUAUUAGAUAAACAAUUCUGAUAAUACAAAGAGCCUAGCCCGAGUUCUUAUUCAGGAUUAGAUUUUUACCUCAAGGGAAAGAGUGAGUUCGAUUUGGAAAGAAAAAGCUUAGCAUCGUCUACAGUAAAAACCUAGACCAUUAGGGCAACUUCCUAACGUUAAACUGAGAGUUACACCUAGCCUGUAAUAAGUAAGUAAGACCGACACCACUGUCAUUCCAUAUGUUCAGAUCCUCACCUUCUGAAGAAAAUUCUUUACUAAUGUCCAAAGAAAUGCUUGAUCCUAAGUCAGAUUGUCUAUCAAAUCCAGACGAAACCACAAAAUUAGCAAGUAAUCACGCAUCUUCAAUAGUAAUAAAUCUGCCAAAAUAAUUUAGAUAAAAUUAUAUUUUUUUGUAAAAAUAAUAUAUUUUUGUUUAAAUUUAAUCAAUUAAUUCCUUUGCAUCUAUAUAAAGGGAAAAAAUGAUGACGAAAAAUCCCAAACAGAAAGCUCAUCUUUAAGCGUUUUUCUUCAUAUGAUGAAAAUUUCAUCAAGAGCAAUUGACGCAUUGCAUAUUGUUUUCGUUAUACUUGUAAUUUAUAAUUAGAUCGUUGUAGUACUUGCCACCAAUCUAGCUGUUUUAUUUUAUGCUUUUAAUGGUAUAGGUAUAGUCCGUGAUAUAAGUCUUCCAAAAACCAUAGGAGAUAUAGGCAAAGCAUUUCAGCAGCUUGGCGUUCUUUCAAGGCUGCUUUAUAUGCUUAAUGGAUUAGAAGGCAUCGAUAGUGUCCUCCAGCUUUGUUUUAAUCGUUUCCAAGAAAAUGUUGUCGCUCUUGAUAAUCUGUAUAUAAAUGCUGCCUCAAAUUUAACUGACUGAAAGUCAUGUUCAGGGACUAGCAUUUUUACUGAAAAGAACAUUAAUUUAGGGUGAGGAGGGUUAGGCCGACUGCUGUAGCUAUGUCUACGAUUUUUUAGUAAUAGCUUUUUUUACUUCAAAAUGGCGCGACAUAGGUAUUGGAAAUUUUUAAAAAAAUUCCCAAUUAAAUCACAACCUCUUUAUUAGAGCCGGCCUAUCGCGAUAGGGGGUAUCGACUUAGGCCGACUCACCAAAAAUUAUCGGGAUAGGCCGGAUCCGAAAAUUUGUAUAGUGUUAGGCCGGAAUUUUUUUUUGCCAAUAGAUUUAGGCCGUAUUUUUAAAAUUUUUUUUUAGCACUAGACUUAGGCCGGAAAAAAAAUACAGUCGUGCUAUGCCGAUUAUAUAUGCUAUUUUUCAAAUAAUUAAUUUAAUAAAAUAUAGUAAGAAUAUUGUAGGAAUAUAUGAAAUAAUCCGAAGCCUUUAAUCUAUAUGAUAUAAAACUCGCUUAAAUUAAUAUUGCUACGCUUAGUAAAAUAAAUUUAUUCUAUUAGAUGAUCCAAGUCUUGAUCUACAAAAGAUGGAAGCAUCUUCGUCUUGAGGUAUUGUCCAGAAUAUAUCUUUACCAGUAGUAAUCUUUGCAACAAAUAAUAUAUGGGAGCAUAAAAGUCCAUAUCUAUUUCAUUUGCCACAAGUGCAUUCUAGGAAAAUCCUUGCUAAUUCUCUCCUCUUUUAAUUGAUUUUUAUAAUUUGUAUCUAUUAUUCAUCUUCAAUAUUGACUAAAACUGAAGACUUCAUCCCACCCAGUGACUCUAACCUGAUUAUACCUUAAGUAUUCUGCCUAACCCUCUUCACCCAUUAAUUUAUGGAAAAUUGAUGAUGGGAUGUAUACGGUAAAAACCACUCUUAUGGACACUAUUGGGCAGUUUGUUCAGUCUGUAAUUUUCAUAUAGGGAUAUGAAUUUAUUACGAAAUAUAAUAAUGGAGGAAAUUUUUAUAAAGAAACUGCAUUUUUUGCUAUAAAUGGGUAUGGUGAAUCUUUUAAGUAUUGCUAUGAUUCUCUGUGUGAUGUGAUAAGCUGCAAAAAAUCAGCAAUUUCUGACUUUAGAACUGAAAUAUACAUACUGUUGGUAUUAGGGAUUAUAGUGCUUUCUAUAGGCAUUGUAAUAAUGGUCCCAUUUUGCAACUCUGCUAUCAAAACUGAAAAUAUACUAUGAAAUAAUAUAAGAAAAUAUGCAACUAAAAAUUACCUUGAGCUUAAGCAGUCUUGUAUUUUAAGGCUUAACUCAGUCCACAAUCAGCAUGAAACAGUUAUCUUCAACGGAAAUCGAUCAAAAAAUUUGUUAAGCUUCAGGAGCUAUUGGAAAUAUAUAUGAAGGGUCACCUUAUUUUUAAUAGCAACUUCAAUAUUCUGCAUAAUAAAUAUUACUUAUUUCUAUCAAAAAUGUGCAGAUUAUUUAAUAUUUAGGUUCGACAAAUUUAUACGAAACUGUCAGAAGUCGACUUAAAGAACCUGAUCUAAGUAAUGUUAAGACAAACCGUUUAAAGUCGAUUAUGCGAAUAAUAUAAGAGUAGCGAUAAUCAAUUUUUUUUGACAUAAAUUGAAUAGUAAUUUUUUUAUUUUUUGCAGUCUGUUAAGAACAAAAAUAGGGAAGUCGGUUAUAAGAAAUAGAGUGAAGUCGUUUAAAUAGUAAUUGAUCGAGUCGAAUAAAAGAAAUCGUUUUUUGAAGUCGUCUUUGUGAAAUAUAAUCAAGUCGAGUAGUGCAAACAUAAGAAAAACAUGAUAAAUGCCUUCAAGUCUGGAUUGUGAAAUCUAUAGAGGUCGACUAUAAGAAAUAUCAUAAAGUCGAUUAUAAGAAAUAAAUUCAUUCUCUCGACUUGACAGCUUUCAUCAUCUGAUAGUGAAGAAAAACGAUAAACCCUUUGAAGUCUAGGCAAAAAUCUAAGUCGUUUUUAUGAAACCGUUAGAAGUCAGGUUAACGAAACUCAAGAAGUAGGUUAUAGACAAAAGCAUUCAAGUCGAUUAAUUUUUACCAUUAUGAUAAAAAUAGGCAAGUCGGUUAUAGCAAAUUUUAAUAUUACGAGUAAUACUAAUCUUAAAUAAUAAAACUUUAAAUAUUGUUAAAAGAAAAUUAUUAGAAAUUAUUAAAAUUAAGUAUUUCUAUCAAAAGAUCAAUUCUUUCAGGAAACAGACCUAUGCUUCAAAAGCCAGUAGAAAUAUAGAGCAUAAUCUUCAAGUUCCUUAUCAUUUCUUGGGUGGAAUCCGUUUUUAUAAGCUCUGAGCCUCUUCAUUCUGCUUCAUAAAUUCUCGAUAUUAUUGGUUGUGAACCUUCCCGUGCCAAAGUCUCUAUUAUGGUAGACAAUCGAAUGCAGAUAUCCAAUUGCUGGCAGCUGCUCAGCCAUCACUAAAAAUUUCAGUUGGAUUUUGCUGGAUCAUUACAAACUGAAUUUAUAAUAUAUCCUUCUAAAUUUUCCCAGCUUCUAUCAUUUCCAACAUAAUAUACUUUGAAAUCUUCAGUUCCUCUACUUUUAUUUUAAUGGAAGAUUCGGAAAGUAAUGUUUCCUAUUCUUCUUCCUUUUGUGAAGAAAACGGAGCUUUACAGGAUGAAUUUUUCGAACUUUUACUAUUAAAUGAACUUAUUGAUACAGGAUUACUUGAUAAUUCUGAAUCAGAAUAUGAAUGAAAUGAUAGUGAUACAGAAAAUGUUGAUACAGAUGACAAAACAUUGGAGUUUUUAAGUCGUUUAGAUGGAAAAAUACUAGAUGAAAUAGAUCCUAUUCAGGAAACCUUCAAAUAUAGGAAGACUGAGGUGAUCAUUGAUGAUAAGAAGACAAUCGAUAAGAAAAUCCUGAACACCAGAAAAAUAAAAAUUAGAUCAGAUUCAAAUUUUAUCAGAAAAAUAAAAUUGAUAUCAGAAUCAAACAUUAUCAGGAAAAUAAAAUUUAGAUCAGAUUCAAAUUUCAUCAGAAAUAGAAAAUUCAUAUCAGACUCAGAAAUCGAAAAAAUCGCGGAUUACGUGGGUUCAGAAAAUUUUACUAAAAUUUUAUCCAAAGAUUUUAGAAAAGAAGAAAGUUAAAAAAUUUUUAAUCGGGAUGGCCCUGAAAUAAAGGCCUUUAAGUAAUAAAGAUUUCUCUCUCUCUCUCAGUUCCUCUGUCAUAGAGACCAAAUAACCAUUUAGUAUCGCCAUCUAUUGUUGCCAAAUGAGUUUCGUCGACUUCAACCGUUGGAUGACCUUCGCCAGCUUCAUUCUCUAUGCCAAGUUGAGUAUCUGUGAAAUAUUCUUCUGUUACUUUUUCUUUAAUCAAAGCUCUUAUUUUCUUGAAGAGCUUUAUCACUGAAUCUCUUGAAAUCUCUGAGUCUUCAACUAUAGUAAUAAGAGGAUGCUCUCUAACGAGACAACGAAAAAUCAACAGCACGAUUUGCCUUAUUUGUAGCCUGGAUCUGUAAAAUAUAGAGCUUCUUCUGACAGAUAAGCUUAUGUUGCAAUUUAAACAACGGAGAAAAAGGACUUUCAUUGCGCAAAUACAUAACACAAUUUCCAUGGCAUAAGUCACACAUAUGUUUGGCUUGAGGAUUCCAACUUCUUGGCACCAGGCGAUUGCACUUUCUUCUGAUCUUAACAUUUCUUGGAAGUGUCCAUAGAUGGGAUGCAUAAAACCGUUCAGCCAUUAUUAUUAUUACUUAAUAAGAGAAUUUAAUAAGCCCCUUAAAUAAUAAUUAGAAAUUAUAAUUACGCUAAAUUACUUCAGCCUUCUAGGAGGCUGUCCUAAUCCUUUAAAUAGGAUUAAUUAUUUAAUAAAAGUAUCAUAAAGCAAUUAUUUUAAAAAAAAAUUAAUAUAUAUUAAAAUUUUGCUAUAACCCGACUUGCCUAUUUUUAUCAUAAUGGUAAAAAUUAAUCGACUUGAAUGCUUUUGUCUAUAACCUACUUCUUGAGUUUCGUUAACCUGACUUCUAACGGUUUCAUAAAAACGACUUAGAUUUUUGCCUAGACUUCAAAGGGUUUAUCGUUUUUCUUCACUAUCAGAUGAUGAAAGCUGUCAAGUCGAGAGAAUGAAUUUAUUUCUUAUAAUCGACUUUAUGAUAUUUCUUAUAGUCGACCUCUAUAGAUUUCACAAUCCAGACUUGAAGGCAUUUAUCAUGUUUUUCUUAUGUUUGCACUACUCGACUUGAUUAUAUUUCACAAAGACGACUUCAAACGAUUUCUUUUAUUCGACUCGAUCAAUUACUAUUUAAACGACUUCACUCUAUUUCUUAUAACCGACUUCCCUAUUUUUGUUCUUAACAGACUGCAAAAAAAUAAAAAAUUACUAUUUAAUUUAUGUCAAAAAAAUUGAUUAUCGCUACUCUUAUAUUAUUCGCAUAAUCGACUUUAAACGGUUUGUCUUAACAUUACUUAGAUCAGGUUCUUUAAGUCGACUUCUGACAGUUUCGUAUAAAUUUGUCGAACCGAUUAUUUAUAUUACAGGCCUGAAGUUACCAAACAACUAAUUACAUCUCAAGUUUUGUUUACAAAUUUCAAUAUAUGAAUCACAGAAGCAGCUAUGCAGACCCCAGGGUUUUCACUAGCAGAUAUGCUACCGCUAGGCAGUCCUUUUAGCAAUGCUAUAUUAAAUUUAGAUGAAAUAAUAGCUCAAAUAAAAUCAUCUCAGCUUACUUUUAGAAAAUCCAAACAUUCUGAGAUUUUACCUAGAAGUCUUAAAAAACAGUUUUUUGAAAAAGAUAGCUGUGAAAUUAAAGAGCACAAUUUUGGGGUUUUUUCAGGAGGAGAAAUCUCAAUAUUUGACGGAUUAUUAGUUUCAAGAUUACAAGGAGACGCAGUCGAUGUGUGGCUUGCUUUGAUGGUUAGCCUACAAGAACUAGAUACCGAUUAUAAUGAAUUGAUUGAGAAAUAUAAUCAAUAUUCACAAAGUGUGAUAGAUGAUCAAAUGAGCGUGAUUAUUGGAGUUUUGGCAAUUUUUAUUGUCAUUUCGAUUGUGAUGUAUUUUGGGGUUUAUUUGAUAUUUUUUAGAAACGAGAAAAAAUAUUUGCAAAAAAUAAAUUCAAUGCUGCAGAUUAUGCCUGAAAAAGUUAUAAAUAUUCGUGAUAUAUAA
Blepharisma stoltei is the source of this 8876-nucleotide messenger RNA. The record is from the annotation of a GenBank genome assembly. Lineage: Eukaryota; Ciliophora; Heterotrichea; Heterotrichida; Blepharismidae.